This is a messenger RNA of Coccidioides posadasii C735 delta SOWgp, 2118 nucleotides long. The record is from RefSeq and is a predicted model, not a curated record. Lineage: Eukaryota; Fungi; Ascomycota; Eurotiomycetes; Onygenales; Onygenaceae.
AUGUCAGGCGCGCCAGGGCAUUCAGACGCCAAUAGUGGCAAUGUGGAGGACGAAACCUCUCGUCUGUUAGAACUCGAACGCAAUGGUAUAGCCGCAGGCGGCUCAAGGCAUGGAACAUUUUCUCCUGACACUCACCAAUACCCUAAUCGCGGCACAAGCGCCAGUCCCAGCCUACGACAUGGGUGUACGCUGCCUGGGAGCUCAAGUCAAAGUAUAAGAGGAGAUGGGAUUUCCUCGGCUCCUUUUCACGUUGCGACGGGUAAAUCGGCGACGAGGCAACUCGCCGAUGCGCAUGGCGUGAAGAACAGGCGGAUUAUGUAUUUAGCAUACUAUGUGCCAUUUUUCAACUGGAUAUCGCAAUAUCAAUGGAGAUAUCUUCGUGGAGACUUUAUCUCCGCCGUAACCGUCGCGUCGGUCUACAUUCCCUUAGGGUUGUCACUGGCGUCUAACGUUGCCCACAUCCCUGCACUUAAUGGACUCUACUCCUUCGUCUUCCACCCGCUUAUGUACGCCCUCCUCGGAAGCAGCCCACAAGUCAUAGUCGGCCCAGAAGCUCCUGGUUCUUUGCUGGUUGCGACGGUCGUUCGCAACGCGGUGGAUGAUGGGAAAUCCAUUGACGACGAUCUCCUCGCAAACGCUCAGAUCGCCGGAAUCGUUACUGGGAUGGCCGGAGCGAUGAUUCUGAUCGCAGGCCUUACCAGGUUGGGCUUUUUGGAUAAUAUCCUCAGCCGACCAUUUUUGCGGGGGUUCAUCAGUGCAAUUGGUUUUGUCAUCUUCGUUGACCAACUCGUUCCAGAGAUGGGCCUGAGUGAUCGAGCCAAGCAUGAUGGCCUGGUUACCCAUGGGAGCAGCUGGGAUAAGUUGGUAUUCUUAUUUCUAAACGUUCGAUAUAGCCAUGCUUUGACCUGCGCUGUCUCCUUCGGCAGCUUCGCCAUUAUUAUGAUGUUUCGCACGCUCAAGAAAUUUUUGGAGCCACGAUUUCCAAGCGUUGUCUUCUUUCCUGAUCAGCUUCUCGUCGUAAUUUUCUCCGCGAUAUUUACCUGGAAAUUCGGCUGGGCUGAGCAAGGAUUGCAUAUUUUGGGCGAUAUUAAGGGAGCAGGAAAUCAUACGUUUGGAUUCCGUUGGCCAUUCCAAUGGAGUCAAUUGGAUCAUAUACGGACCGCCAUGAGUACUUCGUUCAUUAUCUCGUUGCUUGGCUUCUUCGAGUCUUCGAUUGCUGCCAAGGGCCUUCGCAGCACAGUUCAAGACGGAAUAGAGGGUAUGACUUACAGUCCUAAUCGAGAGCUCGUUGCUCUUGGGACUGCUAAUAUCCUUGGCGGGUGCUUCAUGGCAUUGCCCUCGUUUGGCGGUUACGGAAGAAGCAAACUUAGCGCUGCAACCGCAUGUCCAUUUGAACGCUUUGUUAACAGCUGGAAGAUGGGUGUCCUGUCCGCUGUAAUAUCUGUUGUCUCAUGGUCCCUCAUUGAAGAAUGCCCCGAUGACAUCCGAUUCUUCAUCCGCAUUCGCGGCUGGUCAGAACUGAUCCUUAUGCUUCUUAUUUUUGUUUCUACCGUCUUCUACUCCCUCUACCUUGGCAUAGCCCUGGGGAUGGGUCUAUCCAUUUUGCAAGUUAUUCGACACGCAACAAAGCCCCGCAUCCAAAUCCUGGGCAAGCUUUCUGGGACCGACAACCGAUUUGAAAAUGCAGAGCUCCAUCCGGAGAGGGUCGAAUUCAUCGAAGGCUGUCUGAUUGUGAAGAUUCCAGAACCGCUUACAUUUGCAAACACAGGUGAUUUGAAGAACCGCCUCCGGCGGCUCGAGUUUUAUGGCACCAAUGCUGCUCACCCAGCUCUUCCCCGGCUUAGGUCCCCAGAGCAUAAUCGGAAUAUGAUAUUUGAUAUCCACGGUGUUACGAGCAUUGAUGGUUCGGGUGUCCAGGUGCUCUCUGAGAUUGUGCAGGAAUAUAUCGAUCAAGACGUUAGGGUGUUCUUCUGUCGAAUUCCUCGACCGGAAAGCGAGGUCUUUCGAUUAAUGGUGAAGAGUGGUAUCGUGGAUAUCUGUGGAGGAAUGACGCAUUUUGUGGAGAGUGUCGAUGAGGCUCUUAAGCUCACGGAGACACCACAUAUUCAUAUGGAGUAG